AUGAACCUUCUACGAAUGGAUUAUGUUCGAGACACUUUGGCCAAAUAUAGUCCUGGAGACUUGCCGGGUUACUCGCUUGAUCUCCUGCCAAAGGCUAUCAGGGAUCAGUUUGAAGGUAAUCAGUCAAUUGGCUAUGAAAAUCAGUACGAAGUGCUAGAUGUAGGCUGUGGAGGUGGUUUGCUGUCAGAGAGUCUUGCUAGGCUGAAAGAGGUGCGGCAAGUUCGUGGCAUUGAUCUCACUAGUGACGUGCUAGAAGUCGCCAAGGAUCACAUGAAAAAAGACCCGAUAUUGAAGUCCAAACUUGAUUAUCGACUUAUGGGCAUUGAUCAGGUGCCGGAAAACGAGAAAUAUGAUAUUGUGACUCUUUUUGAAAUGCUGGAACAUGUGCCACGACCUGCUGAGGUUCUUGAUGCUGCUCUUAAACGAGUUAAACCUGGCGGUUGGGUGUUCAUCUCUACUAUCAACCGUACUCCUAUUGCAUACUUCACGACCAUUUUUAUGGGUGAAGACGUUCUCCGAAUCGUUCCAAAGGGCACUCAUACCUAUGACAAAUACAUUAAUGAGCAGGAACUGCGUGACUUUUUCUCUGACAAAUCCGACUGGGACGUCGUCCGCAGCGAUGGCUGUUUUUUUAUGCCAUUUCUCGACUGGCAACUAACGUCGAACCGGUCUAUCGGUAACUACUUCCUAGUUGCUCGUCGCAGACUCUAA
Messenger RNA from Sugiyamaella lignohabitans, 711 nucleotides. It is a transcript of the gene COQ3, whose product is annotated as hexaprenyldihydroxybenzoate methyltransferase. The coding region runs from base 1 to 711 and encodes 236 amino acids. Lineage: Eukaryota; Fungi; Ascomycota; Dipodascomycetes; Dipodascales; Trichomonascaceae. The record is from RefSeq and is a predicted model, not a curated record. The transcript has a single exon. Gene Ontology annotation, molecular function: 2-methoxy-6-polyprenyl-1,4-benzoquinol methyltransferase activity. Gene Ontology annotation, biological process: ubiquinone biosynthetic process.